This is a messenger RNA of Planococcus citri (citrus mealybug), 2038 nucleotides long. RefSeq lists its product as uncharacterized. The record is from RefSeq and is a predicted model, not a curated record. NCBI's taxonomy places the organism in Eukaryota, Metazoa, Arthropoda, Insecta, Hemiptera, Pseudococcidae. The transcript has 2 exons. The coding region runs from base 143 to 2005 and encodes 620 amino acids.
GUCGGAAGGAAGUCGAAAUUCACAGUGUUUGUUAGCAUUUAUCAAAAAGAGGACGUUAUUGGUGGUACAUGUAUUUAUUUGAGAAUUUUAAGAUUUUUGCGAACUUCAAGAUUCUCGUCUAGGUGGCCGGUGAUAAUUCAAGAUGUCCAUUAAUCAAACACUAGGAGAAAAUUACGACGAUGAGAGCCUCAAAGAACGCUAUGUAUUUCUCUACGAUCUGCCAAGCUUGCAAGAAAUAUCAUCUUAUGAAGUUUGCCGAACAAUCUGGUACAGCAAUUUAUCAAAGUACCAACUUAUCAAAGCUGAAGAUACUAACGUUAUUCACUGUCGUUUUAUGAUCGGGUUACAUCUUUUCGACCAUUACCAGGAGCACAAUGAGCAACUUAUGAAGCAUUUGAAUGUUCCUGCUUCAAUUGAAGAUAUUCUCGAAAAUUCCAUGAAUAAGGUCUGUACAGAGAUUCGAAAUUGGGUGCUAGAUUUUUACUAUGGCACAUUAAAGCUCGAAGAUCACUGUGGAAUUCGCCUUAUUGAUCCAAAGUGGUGGGUUUGGUCGAUAAAUGGAGAAAUCGACUGUUCAAAGAGCGCAAGAAGGAUUCUAAAAGAUGUUAGUUUGACUGAAUGGCAGAAAUUCCUCGUGAUGUGUAGAUAUUGCAUGGCAGACGAGAUAAAUAAAUUCUCGUCGGAUUGCCUUCCGUCCCAAUUUUUUACUAGACAUUUUCAUGAAAGCAAUUUUAUUUGCUUUUAUUGGAUUUGUUAUCUUAGAAAUGAACUGCACAGAAUACCAGUCAGAAAUAAUGAUUCAGUAGACUGGACCAUUUCUAGAUAUCAUGCUGAGUUAGAGAUUCUUAAAAAUGUUUUCUGGAGUCGUUUAAAUGACGAUCAGCGAGUAACACUUGUUGCUUAUUGGAUUAAUGAGUCUGUUGUAAGAAGUACAAGUGACUUUAUUUGUUUGGAACAAAUUAUUUCUAAAAUGUCUCGGUCUCUGCAACAACGUUUGCUGCGUAAAACGAGCAACACAAUUGUAAAAUUUUUCGCUUCAUAUUCCGAUUCAUUACGAUGUACACUUUGGGCAUGGAGUCAUGUUGGAGAUCAGAUGACUGUAGAACAAUUUGCUGAAUUGAUUGAAAAAUUGUUGAAAACAAAUGUAACUUGGAAGUCAACGUCUUUAUUGGAUGAGAUUUGGAGCACUGCGUCCGCUCAUCAGAGAAAUCAUGUUAUUCAGACAAAGUUGGACAAGUUCAUGGAUUUGUUACUGGCUGAUGGGGAUUCGACAUUCUCUGACCGAUUUCUUCAGCUCAUAUCCGCAGAUGAAAGAAAAAAAUUGAUUUUUAGACUACCAAAUCGUGAAAUUCUUCUAGAGUGUGAUAUAGAUUUUUUGAGCAGCUUCCUGGACCUGUAUUUGCCAAACCCGGAUGACCAAUUGACGUUGAAAAAAUUGGUUAUUGAUUCUCCUGCAUUUGUAGGACAUUUAAAGUACUUGUUGAAAUGUAUGGAGUACGAAAGUUUCGAUGAAGCAUUGGAGUUUUACUUUUCUCAUGAUGCGGCUGCUGCUCAAAUAUUCAAACGAGACUUCCUGGAACAGAAAUUGAAAACUAUGGAUUUCUUUUUUGACAUCAAGUUAAUUACAAGUACUGAUACAUGGGAUGAAUUCAGCCGAUUCAUUGAUGAGAUUUUUGAUGACGAUCCGAAACCAGGGUUGAUGGUUAAGCAAUGGUUUAUCACAUCAACAUUUACCGGAUUUACCUUCUGGGUCAGCCAAGGGAUGUUAGACCUCUUCCCUAAACUUAGGCGGGGUUUCGAUGACUUUGUGAAAAUUGUCGAAAUGGUGUUCAAGAAUGACGAACUGAAGAAUGUGAAACGCUUGUUUUUCGAUGAAUUUUGCUCAAUAUCCAUUGAUCCUUCCUGUAGAACCUAUUUUGUGUAUAAUUUCCAUAACGAUAUUUUUUUUCCAAAGUUUAUGCAGUGGUGUUCGGUGCAUAAUGGAAAACCAAUUUUAAAGUUGUAAUUUAACUAAAUAUACCUACUCAUGUGUAAUUUA